This is a messenger RNA of Musa acuminata AAA Group (dessert banana), 1490 nucleotides long. RefSeq names its product homeobox protein knotted-1-like 2. Gene Ontology annotation, molecular function: RNA polymerase II cis-regulatory region sequence-specific DNA binding; DNA-binding transcription factor activity, RNA polymerase II-specific. NCBI's taxonomy places the organism in Eukaryota, Viridiplantae, Streptophyta, Magnoliopsida, Zingiberales, Musaceae. Gene Ontology annotation, biological process: regulation of transcription by RNA polymerase II. The record is from RefSeq and is a predicted model, not a curated record. Gene Ontology annotation, cellular component: nucleus. The transcript is spliced from 5 exons. Bases 215 to 1270 code for a protein of 351 amino acids.
ACUCUUUUCUCUCGGAAGGUCUUUGGUCCAUGAUUCGCUUCUUCUUCUUCUUCUUCUUCCGAUCUCGUCUCAAAGUCUUCGUUCUUGCAAUAAGCAAGGUAGGUCUAAUCAUUCGUGCAGCCCACCAACUUAUCUCCUCCGCCGUAGAGCUGUUCCUCGCGCUGUUUUUGGUUCUUCGCUUAUCCUCUUUACAUCCUUAUCCUUCACGGAUCGGAUGGAGGAGUUCUCUCACUUGGGAGGUGGGAGCACAUCAAGGGGGGCUAAUUUCUUGUACCUUCCCUCGUCGACCACCACCACCACAUCAGCUGCUGCGCAGCUGAACGCCGCCGCGUAUGGCCGGAGUUGUCACCCAACCCUACCUUACCUCCAACCUCCCGUACCGCUUAAACCCGAAGUUGGGUCUUCUCUACAGCCAUCAUCAUCUCAGGAAAGAGCAGUCGAUGGACGAGGACAGGGAGAGAUCUCUCCAGGUGAUACAGAGGAGAUCAAGGCCAAGAUCAUGUCUCACCCUCAGUAUUCUACCCUCAUCGGUGCCUAUAUCGACUGCCAAACGAUGGGGGCGCCGCCGGACGUGGUGGCACGGCUCUCGGCCAUAGCCCGAGAGCUCCAGUCGCGCUCCCGCUGCCGUCAGGAGGCCUCCUCCGACCCCGAGCUGGACCAGUUCAUGGAAGCAUACUGUGGUUUGCUGGUGAAGUACCGAGAGGAGCUAACGAGGCCAUUGCACGAGGCCACGGACUUCCUUAGGAGGGUCGAGUCACAGUUCAACGCACUCACCAACACUCCAUCGUCGCGGAUCUUCUAUUCCGAUGAAGGAUGCGAAGGGGUUGCAUCCUCUGAAGAGGAGGCCGAUGCCAGCGGCGGUGAAACUGAUGUUUCAUUGAUAGAUCCUCACGCCGAUGACAAGGAGCUGAAGCACCACCUUCUGAAGAAGUACAGUGGGUACUUGAGCAGCCUCAGGCAAGAGCUGUCCAAGAAGAAGAAGAAAGGGAAGCUGCCAAAGGAAGCCCGGCAGAAGCUACUCAGCUGGUGGGCGCUGCACUACAAGUGGCCAUAUCCAUCGGAAACCGAAAAGGUGGCGCUGGCCGAAUCCACAGGCCUUGAUCAGAAGCAGAUCAACAACUGGUUCAUAAACCAAAGGAAACGGCAUUGGAAGCCAUCGGAGGACAUGCACUUAGUCGUGAUGGAUGGGUUUCAUCCGCAGAACGCUGCUGCUUCCCUGUACAUGGAAGGCCAAUACAUGGGCAAUGGCGUUUACCGCACCGGUCCCUGAUCUGCACAUCUACCGACUUGAAGAGUUCUCCAGGUGAAGAUUAAGGUCUCUCCAUACAUAAGCAUUGCAUCCUCGAUCCAAUCGCCGCUAAGUUCUUCCAUGUUGCUCAGGUCAUUGCUUGUACAACUACUAAUAGUUUCGUUGUGACCCGAUCGAUACCUGAAGCUAUUACUGUGUAAUGCUGCAUUAUAGCUGUUGGAGAUGUUUCGGUUUCGAGUUU